UCUAUCUACACAAUCAGAGUUCUCUGCUGAGCAAUUCCUUAAUUACAAUCUGCAGAGAAUUCUAAAUUUUCACUCUUACGUUUGGAAAAUGACGACGAUUGUCCCCACAACGGAAGAAGAUCCCGCUCUCUCCGUCGUGCGGUUCGUUGCCCAGUUGUCGUGGGCCGAUGCUGGCCCAGAGGUAGCAGAGGGACAUGUUAGUAGAUUGUUGGUGGAGGCGCAAGAAUGUUUAAUACAAGAGAGGUGGUUGGAUUUGGCCUCUUUGAUUCUUACUUCUGCUGAUAUCAUUUUCUCUAAGGCUUCUGAGAAAGACCUUGAAUGCAUUUACACUGUUAUCUGCCACCUUGUAAAGAAGCCUGAGAGUCUCGAUCAAGUGCAUGAGAUAGCAGAACUUAUAGCCACAAAGGUUACUCAACAGCCUAAUGACAAACCUGGUCUGCGGUUGAAGAUCUUGUUUAACCUCUACAACCUAUUGGAGAACCCAUAUAGCCAGUUCUUUGUCUAUAUGAAGGCCCUCAACUUAGCAGUCAGUGGGAAGGUCACUGAACAUGUUGUACCUUCUUUUAAGAAGAUGGAUGACUUCCUAUCAGAAUGGAAUCUUGGAACCAAGGAUAAGAGAGACCUCUUUCUCACAGUUGCAAAUAUUUUGAAGGACAGCAAGAGCUCAACAAAAGAGUCUUUUGACUACCUCAUCAAGUAUCUUGAAACUUUUUCUGGUGAUGAUGCAUUGGCUUUGGCUGAAGCUAAGGAAGAAGCUGUUCGUGCUGUUGUUGAAUUUGUUAAGUCACCUGACAUGUUUCAGGGGGACUUAUUAGAUAUUCCUGCAAUAGCUCAACUGGAGAAAGACAGUACAUAUGCACCGGUGUACCAACUUCUGGAUAUCUUUCUUACUAAGAGGCUCAAUGCAUAUCUGGAUUUCCAAACAUCAAAAUCAGAUUUGUUGAAUAGCAAUGGUCUUGUGCAUGAAGAUUGUGUUUCUAAGAUGAGAUUGAUAUCCUUAGUAGAUCUCGGUACCAAUGAAUCUGAUCAAAUUUCCUACUCCUUAAUCAAGGAAACCCUCCAGAUCGAGGACAGUGAAGUUGAGCCGUGGGUUGUCAAGGCAAUUACAGCUAAGCUUUUAGAUUGCAGAAUUGAUCAAAUUAACCAAGUAGUUAUUGUAAACCGUUGCUCAAAGCGUGUUUUUGGACUUCACGAAUGGCAAUCCCUUCGAUCGAAGCUUGCGGCUUGGAGGGGAAACAUUGCUAAUGUAAUGAGCACCAUUCAAGCAAACAAGAUCGUUGAUGAUGGCACCCAGGCAGUGCAGGGACUGACAAUUCGUUGAGAGUACUCUUUGCUAUUAUCUUCUGCGGCUGUAAGUCUGUUGUACUGCUCCAAAGCUCCUAGCUAUUUUUACAAUCUUUGACAACAGGGUUGCUCGUGUUAAAGAGUAGGCAAUCUCCCCCUUUUUUUGUUAGCCGAAAUUGAUACUACAGAUCUGCUCCAAUUUUGUUUUUUGAUAGCUACAUGAAUUGUAUUAACUUCCUUUCCAUGAGUUUAUUUUGCACGAAUAUUAUGAUUUGUUUUCCA
Molecule: messenger RNA, 1566 nt
Organism: Salvia hispanica
Lineage: Eukaryota; Viridiplantae; Streptophyta; Magnoliopsida; Lamiales; Lamiaceae
Biological process (GO): cytoplasmic translational initiation
Cellular component (GO): eukaryotic translation initiation factor 3 complex; cytoplasm
Molecular function (GO): translation initiation factor activity
Source: RefSeq, a predicted model, not a curated record